Messenger RNA from Cantharellus anzutake, 1211 nucleotides. Its product is annotated as high mobility group box domain-containing protein. NCBI's taxonomy places the organism in Eukaryota, Fungi, Basidiomycota, Agaricomycetes, Cantharellales, Hydnaceae. The coding region runs from base 239 to 1039 and encodes 266 amino acids. The transcript is spliced from 3 exons. The record is from RefSeq and is a predicted model, not a curated record.
CGCUCCGGCUGCGGCAACUAGUUCUCCAGAACCGGUACUAGACAAUGAAAGCGAUGAAAAUCAGAAGAAGAAACGGAAACGAGACUCGAAAGACAACUGUAGGUUGUUUCCACUCUGACACGUCCUGAAUGUGGCUGAUGGUGGAUUUUCAUAUGAUUCUUCCUCCUUAAUCCGCCCGAUCUCACGACGGCCCGCCCAACCGCGACGCUUGCGCCCCUAUCCAGCCCCUAAGAAGUCAAUGUUAUGCCCGCCGAAGGCAGCACCAUCGACGUGGCAGAUUUACUUCACCGAUCAUUUACACUUGUAUCGGUCACGAUAUCCAGAUCAGAAGCUUAAUGUUGCUCAGGCUGCAAAGGAACUCGCCCAGCAAUACAAGGGUUUAAGUGCUGAACAGCGUGAGCCUUUCAAACGUCGUGCCCAGGCGGCGAAAGCUGAGCGAGACCGCCAGAUGCAAGCCUGGGAGAGGACUCUUACCCCUCAAGAUGUUAGGGCAGAAAACCAGUUUCGCACGGCUCAGCGAAAGGAUGGUAAAUCAAGGAAAGCAAACAUGAAGGAUCCAAAUGCACCGAAGAAGCCGUUAUCGGCUUACUUCAUGUUUCUGCAAAAGAUAAGAUCGAGUCCUGAACUGAUCAAGGAAGUUUUUGGUGAUGAGACCGGAACGACAAGGCAAAGCGUUCUCGCGGCUGCCAAAUGGAGGAGCAUGUCGGAUGAAGAGAAGAAGCCAUUCCUUGCGCGAGCGGAACAAGAAAAACUCAAAUACGAAGCCGCCCGACGUGAAUACGAAGACACCUUCUCCGAUGGUUUUGAGGGAUCUCCUGACUUCUUAUCUGGGCAUUUCAUUGGCAUUGAACAAUUGUCUCUCGAAGAUCCUUUCGUCAUCAGCAGUGCUGUGCCUGCGUCGCCGAAGAUGUCACCUUCACACGCCGGAACAUCUUCAUCGGGCAGCAAUAACCAUGAAUCGAGUCAUCGUAACUCAUUGAGUCAGGAAGACUUCCAUGAUGCGCUUGAGGAGGACUCCUGUAGGCGUGUGCAGUACUGAAUCCUCCGCUUCAUCUCGAUUCGCAAUUGUAACGACCCCUGAUACCCUUUAUUUAUCGCACAUAAUGCCCCUUUCGGGACCGCUUCCACGACUACCGUAUUCUUUGAGCUUUGUUUUGACUUUACGACGGCCUCUCUCAUGACCUUCCCUGUUCGCCAUCUUCAGUCCCCCA